CUUCAAUUUCGGGUUCAUAAUCGUUUUCGGGCUUUUGGCAAAAUCACGUUAACCAUGGCAGAGUGAUGCCUUUCCCUGUGAUUUAACCCUCAAAAGUUAAAAACUGGUAUUACAACCACACACGCUCACAGGGAAUUUCAGCUUCCUCUUGGACUUUUUCUCUCUCAAAUUUUCUCCCUUGUUCCUUUCUGCCAGAGAUGAGUGAGUGUUUCAGACUCAACUAGGCCUCCUUUGGUUUUUUCUUAAAGCUGGCAUUAUUGCUUUCAACAGGGUGGAAUUUUUUUUUUUUAAUGAAUGUGUCUUAAUGGACUCUAAUGGCUGCUACUCUCUCUAAAUCUCAGUACAUUGGGUUCGUGUAUUUAACUCAAGUAGAUAGGUAGAAAGAUGCUGGAUCAGUUCAAAAAGAUUCAGAAUCUCAAGAGGUGACUCAGGGACUGCAAUACUAUGUGCAUGAUUGGUGUAAUUUAAAGCUUAGCAGGUUGAUGUUCACUUGGAAAAUGGAAUUUAUGCAGACAACUCUUGAAGUAGCAGCAUCAUGCCAAGGGGUGGAAACUACUUUGGCACAAUCAUUUGAGGACAAAAUUUUUUAGAUUCCUUGCUAGUUGGUUGGGGAAAGGCUUUAAUUGAAUUCUAACCUUCCCCUUUAGGAAAUAUGAAAUUUGGUUCAAAGAAAGGAUGGAAAUCCAUUGUGCCCCUUCGUUUGAAAGGCAAAUCAGCCCCCCGCUUCUGUUUGUUUCCCAAACCACGGUCAACUAGCUACGGUCCAGGAAGUGCGCCAGUUUAUCUCAAUGUGUAUGACUUGACACCCAUGAAUGGCUAUGUCUAUUGGGCAGGCCUUGGUAUCUUUCACUCUGGCGUGGAAGUUCAUGGUGUCGAAUAUGCAUUUGGUGCUCAUGACUACCCAACAAGUGGUGUUUUUGAGGUGGAACCUCAGCAAUGUCCAGGCUUCAAGUUCAGGAAAUCAAUAUUGAUUGGGACCACAUGCUUGGAUCCUGUUCAGGUCAGGGAGUUCAUGGAGCAGCAUGCUGCAAGCUACCAUGGUGAUACAUAUCACUUGAUUGUUAAAAAUUGCAAUCAUUUCUGCAAAGACAUCUGUUACAAGUUAACCGGGAAACCAAUUCCAAAAUGGGUAAAUCGACUAGCAAAAAUAGGUUCAGUUUGCAACUGUAUACUUCCUGAAUCUCUGAAGAUAUCUGCUGUUCGGCAUGAUCCUGAUGGCCAAUCUUAUGAUAGUGAGAGGAGAAGGUUGAGAAGUGCUUUCAGCUGCCUGUCUUCAAUCUCAAUGCGACAAAAGCAGCUAUCAACUUCUUCAAUGUUUCUACAAUCACCCUUGAAAGGCUGCCUCCCAUGGGAGCUGAAAAGGUCUAUCAAUGGUUCCUUAAAGGAAAGAUGAAAGAAUUCAUGGAGAGUAUUUUUUAGCAUGAGCUGAUGGGGGCAGUGGCUGAAAUCAAUGGUUUUUGUGUUUCAUGAUUGUGUUACCAUCCGGUGUGAAAAUGAUUAAGAUGCUAACCUAAUUCUUCCUAUCCUGAGAAGAAGCUUGCCAGAUCAACCCAGCGCCCUCAUUUGAGUGUUAAAAGCUGUGUUCGAUCCUAUUUUAUUAUUAUUUUUAUUUUUAAUGCUGAUUACCAUCCCCCAGUCAUUUUUGUGUCUAUAGAAGUUAUGGUCUGUGGAUCCAUCCGUUGGCUCAUUCAAGCUGUAGUGACUGUUCAUUUUAUUUGUACAUAAAACUGCACUCUGAUGCUUGUUAAAAGAGAGAAUUGUUAA
Molecule: messenger RNA, 1764 nt
Organism: Hevea brasiliensis (rubber tree)
Lineage: Eukaryota; Viridiplantae; Streptophyta; Magnoliopsida; Malpighiales; Euphorbiaceae
Product: deSI-like protein At4g17486
Exons: 7
Coding region: 653-1393 (246 amino acids)
Biological process (GO): protein deubiquitination
Molecular function (GO): deubiquitinase activity
Source: RefSeq, a predicted model, not a curated record